AAGAACUUGACUUGGGAGGCUUCAUACAGUACUAUUUGCCAAGAGAGCUUUAACACUAUAAUAACAGACUUAUCCGAGGAAAUAGAUAUAUGAUGAGAGAGAUGCAGCUGAAAGAAAGAAGAAAGCUACGAAGAAGAACGAUUUCAUGGGAGAGAAGAAUCGUCUUCACCUCCACCGCCUCCUCAGACACCUCAAUGCAAGAUAAUUACGCCUCUCCUCGCUGAGCCUCUGCCGUCGCAGCAGGCGCGGUGGGAUCUUCGGUCUAUGUGGGAACUUGCUUCAAUUCUUAAUUUUAUGAAUGUUUUUAGGCCUCUUUUAAACAUUAAAGUGGAAUUCUCUGCUGAUGAACUUGAAACAGCUUUGAUUAUGCCAAACAGCACUUUGGGUGCUAUACAUAUACCUUUGUUGAAGGCAAUUCCUCCUAUUACUCGAAUGGCACUUGGUCAUAAUACAUGGGUUACUGUACUAUGCAGAAAGUUGAGAGAUUGGUGGCAAUGGGUGGCAGAAGGGGACAUACCAAUUGUUGCAUCUCAUGGGGCUGAGAGUGACACGCACAGUGCUCUUGAUCCUAGCAUUAGGGUUUUGAUCUUGAAAGCCUUGUGUAUUCGUGUUGAGAUAUUCGGAACUAUAUAGAGGAUUCAAUUAAACACGGUGCUCAACUUUCAUCGUUUCGUAAGGAACGAGUUGGCGGUGAUUCGUAUGGAAUCUCCUAUUGGUAAGGUAUGAAGGCAAUGACAUUAUUGCUCAUCGGUUAUAUCGUGAAAUACGAAAAGUGGAGGUGAAGAAAGGGAAAGGAAAGAAAGAGUGUGCCUCCUAUAGCUAAUUCUUGUUACAGCUGGGAAACAGUUGCAACUAAUUUUGAUGAAUUUCAGGAUGUUUCUGUAAGUGAACACUGUCUGUCCUGAAAAAAAAAACAUUCCUAGUUAAACUAAUUAAAGAGAAAAUGAUGAUCAACCAACAUCAGUGUUCAUGAUUCUUUUGUUUUCUUGUAUAUAACUGUCUAGGGUUAACACGUGAAAGUAUAGAGAGAUUUCCAAAUACAGUGUGCGCUGUAUAUUAAUUUUUUAUCCUUUUGUUAAUUUCCUGAAAUGUAUAGAUUAUGGGUUUUUGUUCUUGUUCUCUUAUGCGUUUUGUACAUUUGUUUAUAGGAUAAACUUUUUGUAAGUAAAAACAGAACAGAAGCAUCCCUUGGAAAGAAACUGA
Impatiens glandulifera is the source of this 1203-nucleotide messenger RNA. RefSeq names its product DDT domain-containing protein DDR4-like. Bases 265 to 633 code for a protein of 122 amino acids. Gene Ontology annotation, biological process: regulation of DNA-templated transcription. The record is from RefSeq and is a predicted model, not a curated record. Lineage: Eukaryota; Viridiplantae; Streptophyta; Magnoliopsida; Ericales; Balsaminaceae. Gene Ontology annotation, cellular component: RSF complex. The transcript has 9 exons.